Molecule: messenger RNA, 1095 nt
Organism: Trypanosoma grayi
Lineage: Eukaryota; Euglenozoa; Kinetoplastea; Trypanosomatida; Trypanosomatidae
Exons: 1
Coding region: 1-1095 (364 amino acids)
Source: RefSeq, a predicted model, not a curated record
AUGCUGCGCCACGUGCUCUGCGUGUUGGUCCUUGCGCUGUGCUGCUGCACAUCUAUGUGUGCGGCUGGUGCUGCUCUUGCACCUGAGGGUACAGCUGAAUUGCAGCUUGGUAAUGGCGCCGCGAAGGUAACACUGACGCGGACGGUUGAUAAAAGCAAAUGCACACCAUCGUCCACCCAGGCUGCUGGGGAAACCAAGGAUGUUACCAUUUCCACUACGUUUACUUUCAAGAAGAAGGUUGAAUCAGAAGAGGCGAAAGUAAUUACGAAUGGACCGUCUACGGUAGUCACUGUCCCCGAUGGGUCCAGCGUAGCACUGACUACUUCACUCGUUUUUGAGUGUACGAAGCAAGGUGGAGCUGGUUCCAACACUGCUACGAACUGCUCAGAGGUCACAGCUACCAACAGUAUCACCUAUGAUGUCAGCGUGAAGUCCACUGCUUCUUCCCAGGCCACUGUAAAUCUUCCGGAGCCACCAAGCCAUGAAGUGAAGGUACCAACGGGGUACGAUGUGAAGAUCGUCGAGAACGUCGUGGCUACUUGCGCCCCGCCAACUACAGCCGGACCAACUCUCCCGUCUUCCAGGAGUUUAAGCUCCGGCGGACAACAAGGUACGUCGUCUACGAAUACAAACGGUAAAGAUAUUUCUCAGACACUUCAGCAUUCGCCAGCUGAGGAUAAUACCGCCGAACAAGAUUCAGACAAACUGGCGCUUGAGGCGAAAACUCCAUCGGGGAAAUCAGACACACCAUUAAGUAGCACCUCCACCGACAGCGCAAAUCCAAAUGAUGAAGUUACUGAUGGUGAAAGGAGCAAUGCUGCCCGCAAAGACCUCUCCACCCCGACUUCCAGCGAGGCAGAGAGCACAGAAACAGACAGCUCCGUCACAGUGAAUGGCGCCGAUCACACUGCCUCCACAGCCACACCUCAAUCAGAGACCACCGCCGAAGGGGCUUCCAAUACUGAUGCCGGUACUCCCACCUCUGCGGGAGAGGGCGUGAAGCCUCCUGGCCGCAACAGCGACGCAAGCAGCAGCAGCACUGCGUGGAUGCGCGUGCCACUAAUACUGCUGCUGUUUGCCUGCGUGGCCGUGUAG